Dreissena polymorpha is the source of this 1164-nucleotide messenger RNA. RefSeq names its product pyrokinin-1 receptor-like. The record is from RefSeq and is a predicted model, not a curated record. Gene Ontology annotation, cellular component: plasma membrane. Gene Ontology annotation, biological process: neuropeptide signaling pathway. Lineage: Eukaryota; Metazoa; Mollusca; Bivalvia; Myida; Dreissenidae. Gene Ontology annotation, molecular function: neuromedin U receptor activity. Bases 322 to 1164 code for a protein of 280 amino acids. The transcript is spliced from 2 exons.
GGUGAUGGUACAGUAGUGCUGUGCGUGUAACAAUGUAACGAAAAUCUUUACGAGCGGAGGAUUAUAGUCGUUUUGAAGUUCAUUGUUGUCAAAGCAAUGGUGUGAACGCGAUCUUAACUUUUAAUGUGGGAACAAUGUGAGAUUUAAUUACACAAACACACGAAUUUACAUUUAAGUUAAUGUUUCAUAUUGGAUUAACAUUCGUGCUCAACAGAACAGAUGUGUAUAUCAAGGAAUAAAAUUUGAUUAUGAACUUAAUACAUUUUUCAUCAAUGGCAAUGUUGCUUGUACACUUAAGUAAGGUACGAUGAAACAUUCAUCAUGGCCAAAGAUGAUAGACCUGGAUAUGUUUCCAUUAAUGGAAGCGGAAACACAUUUGAGUAUUUCAACAGAUCAGAUGAUUACAUAAAACAAUUACUGAUAGCAAAUCUUGGUGAAAAACGGAAAAGCAUGUUCACAGUGGUAUUUUUGACUAUGAUUUAUGCGACCAUUUUCCUAACAGGAGUGAUUGGGAAUUUAAGUACGUGUAUUGUGAUAUGGAAAAACACAUACAUGCAUACAGUCACAAAUUAUUAUCUUUUCACUUUAGCCAUAUCAGACGUUAUGACGCUUUUAUUAGCCUUGCCGCCAGAGGUGUACUCAAUUUGGGAAGCGUAUCCAUGGCGAUUUGGGCAAUCAUUCUGUAUACUCAAAUCGUUUAUAAUGGAGAUGACUUCGUAUUCGUCUGUGUUGACCAUAACGGGAUUUACUGUAGAACGCUAUCUGUCUAUUUGUCACCCCAUGAAAUUGCAACACUGCUGUCAUAUAAGCCGAGCUAAACGAUGCAUAGUCCUUAUAUGUGUAGUUUCCAUACUAAGUGCCUUACCAUAUCCGGUGCAUACAAGGACAUUUUACUACCUGUCGGAUCCCCACAGUGGCCAGCAUAUACCUGACUCGCUUGUCUGCAACAUCCCCCAGAAGUGGACAGGGCGGAUGAUAAUAGUGUUCCAGCUAUCGACGUUUGUCUAUUUUGUGCUACCCAUGGCUAUACUAAGUUUAAUGUACAUUCUUAUCGGAAUUAAACUGCACAGAACAGAACUACGAACGAAGUAUGACACUCAGUACGGACAGGCGACGGCGACAAAAGCACGCAGAGCAAUACUCAAAAUGUUAGGUAAAAAAUGA